CUGCACCUGGUUAUAAGGACAGCUAUUCAAAGUGAGGGUGAGCUACAUCCUGCUGCUGGUGGGAACUUAGAGGCAGACAUCCACUGCCCUCCAGGGAAAGGGUUCCUUAUCUACUUAAAGAGAAUGUAUUCAACUUGGAACAGCACGGCUUUUUCUGAAGAUGUCUUUCUAAAAUAAAAAGAAAUUAUGAAAAAUUAACUUACAAGGCAAUGCAACAAGACAGAAGCCUGCACUUCUACUAUUAUUGGUGUAAUAGGUACUUGAACAUCUGAUCCUGCCAUAAAAAUAAUCCUCUCAAAACUAAUCUUCUCUUUACUUUGCAGACCACGUUAUCUAAAGGAAAAACAUAGCAACCCUGGCAGGUAAAUUGCCCAGCAUUGUGUCAUCAAGUAUCACCUCCCAUUUAGUUUUCUAUAAAAGCCAUUAGCUAGCAAUGAUCACAGUGAUAAGGCAGCUUACAGUAUCCUUUCCCUCCUUACUGAAAUAAGCACAGCCUCAUGGACCAGUUGGGGAGAUUCACUCAAUUGGAUGCUAAAGGAAAAUUGGAUCAGAUACGACUGUACUUAACAAAGAAACUUCUGCCACGCUUGGAAGACAGAAGGAAGUAUCGUCAGGAGUUUGCCUCAUCCACAUCGUUCCAUGGAGUGCAUAAAAUUGUUCAAACUCAGAGCAGCACACGCAGAGUGCUGUGGCUGCUGGUAGUCACAGGCUGUCUUGGCAUCGUCAUUUGGCAAAUCUGCAGUCGCUUUAACUACUACUUCAGCUGGCCAACCACCACUACAGUGAUAAUUCAGCAUGUGGAAAAUGUCAAAUUCCCUGCUGUGACUUUUUGCAACCUGAACAGGUUUCAAGCUCAUGCAGUGAGUAACCUUCAAAUCAUUUUUUUCCUUUGGAACAUUGUGUCUGGAAUUGUCCAAAAAUUUUCUACGGAAGACAAUUAUUUCCAAGAGCUAAGUAGCUUUCUUCUUGGAAACCAAAACUUCAGCAUUAAAGAGUUUACAAGGGAAAACGGAUUUUAUCUGAAUGGCAGCACACUGCUAGAAUGUGAAUUUUUUGGAAAGACAUGUCAUCCAGAGGACUUUGAACACAUUUUCACUGAAUAUGGAAACUGCUUUACUUUUAAUUACAAUGACCUUCCAGCAAGAAGUGUGAGCUUGUCUGGAAGAGGCUUACAUUUACUUUUUGAUGUCCAACAGGAGCAAUUCACUGAUGAUCCUGCCCUUGGUUAUACUGAUGCUGGUAUCACGUUUGUUAUCCAUUCACCCAAAGAGAUGCCACGCUUUGAUGGGUUAGGUUUAUUAACACCAGUUGGCAUGCAUGCACAGGUCACGAUUCAGCAACUGAAGUCAAUCAUUCAAGAAUAUCCAUGGGGAGAGUGCAAUCCUGAUAUCAAACUUCAGUACCAGGAUACUUACAGCACUAACGGCUGUUUGCAGGAAUGCAAGGCCUGGUACAUACAGGAUUGGUGCGGCUGUUCGCCUUUUAUCCUUCCAGGAAAUGGAAUAGAAUGUGAUUUAAUGAAGUCUUACAAUUGUGUUUAUCCUGCAAUCCAUGAUAUAGAGGUAAAAGGAUUAUGUACAGUAGGAACCCACAACUCCACUUGCCCUGCCCCAUGUGAAGAAACACAUUACCCUACCACUGUCACCUAUUCAAGUUUUGGAGGAGAAAAUGCCAUUAAAUACAUUUCUGCAAAGCUGAAGAAGAGUCCAGAGUACAUCAGGCAGAACCUCGUGACUAUUGACAUUAAAUAUGACGAUCUGAGCUACAGAAUAACUCAGCAGCAGAAGGCCUUGACCAUACCCGAGUUGCUUGCUGAUGUAGGUGGCCAGCUUGGAUUGUUUUGUGGUGCCAGUAUGAUUACAAUCAUAGAACUGCUUGAGUAUAUUUUUACCAAUUUCUUCUGGAUGUGCCUCUUUCUUCUACUGAAAGCUCCUGAAAUACCCCAGUGGAAUAAUCCAUCCCACGACCAACCAACGCACGUGGAAAAAAAGAAGAGAAUACAAGAAUGUUAGCGGCUUGGAGAGGCACAAAAUUAGUUGUAUCUCCAACUUCCCUUCAUCUCUAAAAUAUAAAGGAGACAAUA
Messenger RNA from Phasianus colchicus (ring-necked pheasant), 2083 nucleotides. RefSeq names its product acid sensing ion channel subunit family member 5 (gene ASIC5). Gene Ontology annotation, biological process: sodium ion transmembrane transport. The record is from RefSeq and is a predicted model, not a curated record. Lineage: Eukaryota; Metazoa; Chordata; Aves; Galliformes; Phasianidae. Gene Ontology annotation, molecular function: ligand-gated sodium channel activity. Gene Ontology annotation, cellular component: plasma membrane.